Molecule: messenger RNA, 2596 nt
Organism: Volvox carteri f. nagariensis
Lineage: Eukaryota; Viridiplantae; Chlorophyta; Chlorophyceae; Chlamydomonadales; Volvocaceae
Exons: 5
Coding region: 96-1130 (344 amino acids)
Biological process (GO): UDP-L-arabinose metabolic process; plant-type cell wall biogenesis
Cellular component (GO): cytosol; Golgi apparatus
Molecular function (GO): UDP-arabinopyranose mutase activity
Source: RefSeq, a predicted model, not a curated record
CCAAUCAUCGUUUUCACAUUUAAUAUUUGCGUAUCAGCUCCACGCUUCAUAUAUUGGUUACUUUGCGAUCGCACGCAACUGCCGCACCCAGAACAAUGUCUGCCCCACUUGCUGAUCAGCUGGACAUUGUGAUCCCAACCAUCAGGAACCUGGACUUCCUUGAGGAAUGGCGUCCUUUCUUCCAGCCUUACCACUUGAUCAUCGUCCAGGAUGGUGAUCCAACCAAGAAGAUUCACGUCCCGGAGGGCUUUGAUUAUGAGCUCUACAACCGCAAUGACAUCGAACGCAUCCUUGGCGACAAGGCGUGGGCUAUUUCGUUCAAGGACUCUGCGUGCCGCUGCUUUGGGUUCAUGGUGUCGAAGAAGAAGUACAUCUACACCAUCGACGACGAUUGUUUCGUUGCAAAGGACCCCUCGGGCAAGCCUAUCAACGUCCUGGAACAGCACAUCGAGAACCUGCUGACGCCCUCGACGCCAUUCUUCUUCAACACGUUGUACGACCCCUACCGUGAAGGCGCCGACUUCGUGCGUGGCUAUCCCUUCAGCCUCAGGGAGGGCGUGCCUACGGCCACUUCCCACGGCCUAUGGCUGAACAUCCCUGACUACGAUGCCCCCACGCAGAUGGUGAAGCCGAAGGAGCGUAACCAACGCUUCGUGGAUGCCGUUAUGACAAUUCCCAAGGGCACGCUUUACCCCAUGUGCGGCAUGAACCUCGCUUUCGACAGGGAACUGAUUGGUGCAGCCAUGUACUUCGGUCUGAUGGGCGAGGGCCAACCCAUUGGCCGGUACGAUGACAUGUGGGCUGGCUGGUGCACAAAGGUUAUUUGCGACCAUCUUGGUAUUGGCUGCAAGACGGGCCUACCAUAUGUCUGGCACAGCAAGGCCAGCAACCCCUUCACGAAUCUCCGGAAGGAAUACAAGGGCAUCUUCUGGCAGGAGGAAAUUAUCCCAUUCUUCCAGAACGUGACGCUUAGCAAGACCUCCACGGGUGUGGAGGACCUGUAUCUGGAGCUGGCGGAUAAGGUUCGCAAGGGCCUUGGACACAUUGAUCCCUACUUCUCUAAGCUGGCGGACGGCAUGGUGGCAUGGAUCGAGGGCUGGCGCUUGCUCAACCCACCCAAGGCUGCCUAGAUUUGUGGGCAGGAGUGUCAGCUGGCUUAUUCUGUGGCGGCUUAUUCAUGUUCGCAGCCAUUUGCAGCAGUUGUGAUGCGGUGCCGGAGCGUUAAUAUACACGACCGCUUAGCGGGCUGCACAUCCCCACCGCGUGAUUACUGCCUAAUCGAUAGGUUAUUUUGCGAGUAACGCGGGUGAUGGUGUCGUGUUGGCCUAGUUGCAUCUGUGUAUGUCUAGCAAAGGACGUGACCUUGAAGCGCGUGACACGACUCACAUGUGUACGUUGACCCGCUCGUCUUAGCAUUGUCAUUAAAUCGUAGGCUACAGACACGAAGCUAGUUGGCUUUUGUGAGUUACGUGACGCGAAGUGUCUUUUCAUGAUAAUAGUGCGUACAACGAAAAUCUAAACACAUAUGAUCAUGGGUGUUCUCACGAAUAGACUGAGAUUAAUGUCUAAUAUUCUGAAACUGCCAUGCGUCCUAGAUUCUCUUGUAAGCACAAUUGUCAUGAAAAGAUAGUCUUGAGUCAUGUAACUCACAAAAGCCAACUAAUUUCGUGAAUUAGCCUACGAUUUAAUGACGAUGUUAAGCCGAGCAGGUCAAUGCACACAUGUGAAUCGUGUCACAUGCUUGAAGGUUACAUCCUUCGCUAGGCAUACACAGAUGUAACUAGGCCAACACGACACCAUAACGAGCAAGGACGUUUGGGCCCAGGAUACAGGGUAUAAGAGCAUUUCAAAAUAGUCCUUGCAGCAGCUUGCAAAUUUGCUGGCAGGGUUAGCUACACCCCGAUCAUUAGCAAUCACAAGGGUAGGGCCGCAAGGGUUGGGCCGCAUUUAUGAACAUCGUAAACGUUUGGGGCAUCGUACGCCAUGUGUUGGCAAACCCAAGCUGAUUUUGCAACAAGUAUGUUCAAACAGCACAGCAUCUGCAAAAUACGCUUCCACGUCGAAUGCUGCAGCACGUUUACGCAGCUGAUGUUGAAUUUUCUUCGCCUCAAGCCGCAAAGUUGCAACAUGACUCCACCAUACAUCUUCGCACGCUGAACGAAUUGGCCCUUCCCCGACGUGCUUCAGAAGUAGCCACCGGCCACACACAGAAGUGGCCACACCACACAACCACAGAAGCGGCCUUAGGACCCAGCCGCGCAUGAGUGCCGUCCGGUGGCAAGUUCACAGCGACAGUCUGGUUAUGGCCUUUUCACAGGUAUCCACUCAAGUGACCCCGGCAAGGCGCGUGCAAGGCAUAAAAGUUCGCCUUACCAGGGCUGGUGGGCUAAAUAUAGCGUGCAGACGUGAUUUGUGGAGCAUGGCGGGUAAACAUCAAAAACCACCAAACAAUAUCGUAUGAGUCACAUGUCACAGCCCGACAGCAAACUCAGUCUCAACUGACGGCAACGCUCUGUGCAAAGACGGGAGACAAGCAAACGAGCCAUGCACAGUGUCUAUACCCGGCAGUCCCCCGCUCACACGCUAUCGCCAUCCU